Molecule: messenger RNA, 2731 nt
Organism: Delphinapterus leucas (beluga whale)
Lineage: Eukaryota; Metazoa; Chordata; Mammalia; Artiodactyla; Monodontidae
Gene: DAGLB
Product: diacylglycerol lipase beta
Biological process (GO): diacylglycerol catabolic process; arachidonate metabolic process; neurogenesis
Cellular component (GO): plasma membrane; cytoplasm
Molecular function (GO): triacylglycerol lipase activity
Source: RefSeq, a predicted model, not a curated record
GUUCGGCGGUAGAGGUCGGAGGGCUCGGGGCUCCGAGUGGCAGCGCGCUCGCGGCGAGCCAGCCCGAGCCCGGGCGGCGGGUUCUUCGCCAUGCCGGGGAUGGUGCUGUUCGGCCGGCGCUGGGCCAUCGCCAGCGACGACUUGGUCUUCCCGGGGGUCUUCGAGCUGUUCGUGCGAGUGCUGUGGUGGAUCGGCAUCCUGACGCUGUAUCUCAUGCACAGAGGGAAGCUGGACUGUCCUGGUGGCGUCCUGCUCAGCAGUUACCUGAUCGUGCUCAUCAUUCUGCUGGCAGUUAUCAUAUGCACCGUGUCAGCCAUCGUGUGUGUCAGCAUGAAAGGGACCAUUUGUAAUCCUGGACCACGGAAAUCCAUGUCUAAGCUGCUCUACGUGCGCCUGGCACUCUUUCUGCCAGAGAUGGUCUGGGCGUCCCUGGGGGCCGCCUGGAUAGAGGACGGUGUUCAGUGUGACAGGACGGUGGGGAAUGGCAUCAUUGCGACUGUCGCGGUCAGCUGGAUCAUCAUCGCCUCCACCGUGGUCACCAUUGUCAUCGUCUUUGACCCGCUGGGGGGGAAGAUGGCUCCGUAUCCCCCUGCGGGCCCCCAUCACCUGGAUAGCCAUGAGUCCAGCCAGUUACUUAAUGGCCUCAAGACGGCAGCUACAAGCGUGUGGGAAACGAGAGUCAAGUUCCUGUGCUGCUGCGUCGGCAAAGACGACCGUACUCGAGUUGCUUUUUCGAGUACGGCAGAGCUUUUCUCAACCUACUUUUCAGACACGGACCUGGUGCCCAGCGACAUUGCAGCAGGGCUCGCUCUCCUCCACCAGCAACAGGACAGCAUCAGGAACAACCAGGAGCCUGACGAGGUGGUCAGCCAUUCCCCAGGGCCCUCCCAGGAAGCUGAUUUGGACGCAGAAUUAGAAAACUGCCGUCACUAUAUGCAAUUUGCCGCAGCUGCCUAUGGGUGGCCUCUCUACAUCUACAGAAACCCUUUCACAGGGCUGUGCAGGAUCGGUGGCGACUGUUGCAGAAGCCGGACAACCGAUUAUGACUUGGUUGGAGGUGAUCAGCUCAACUGUCACUUUGGCUCCAUCCUGCAGACGACGGGGCUGCAGUACCGGGAUUUCAUUCACGUCAGCUUUCACGACAAGGUGUACGAGCUCCCCUUCUUAGUGGCCCUGGACCACAGGAAGGAGUCGGUGGUGGUGGCUGUGAGGGGAACCAUGUCUCUCCAGGACAUCCUUACGGACCUGUCAGCGGAGAGCGAGCCGGUCGACCUCGAGUGUGAGGUGCAGGACUGCUGGGCACACAAGGGGAUUUCUCAAGCUGCCAGAUACGUUUACCGACGACUCAUCAACGACGGGAUUUUGAGCCAGGCGUUCAGCAUUGCACCUGAAUACCGGCUGGUCAUCGUGGGGCACAGCCUGGGGGCAGGUGCUGCGGCCCUGUUGACCAUCAUGCUCAGAGGCCCAUACCCACGAGUCAGGUGUUACGCCUUUUCCCCGCCCAGGGGGCUGCUGAGCAAAUCCCUUUAUGAAUACUCUAAGACCUUCAUCGUGUCACUUGUUCUGGGCAAGGAUGUGAUUCCCAGGUUAAGUGUGACCAACUUGGAAGAUUUGAAGAGGAGAAUCUUGCGAGUGAUUGCUCACUGCAACAAGCCCAAGUACAAGAUCCUGCUGCGCGCGUGCUGGUACGAGCUGUUUGGAGGGCACCCCGAGGACCUGCCGACGGAGCUGGAUGGGGGCGACCUGACGCAGCCUCUCCUCGGGGAGCGGAGCCUGCUGGCGCACGGGUCCCCGGCCUACAGCUUCUCCAGCGACUCCCCGCUCGAGUCCCCCACCAAGUACCCCCCUCUCUACCCUCCCGGCAGGAUCAUCCACCUGGAGGAAGUGGGCACUUCAGGGAGGUUUUCCUGCUAUCCUGCUGCUCGGUACAGUGUGAAAUGGUCACACGAAUCGGAAUUCAGCAAAAUACUCAUCGGCCCAAAGAUGCUAACAGACCACAUGCCCGACAUCCUGAUGAGAGCCCUGGACAGCGUGGUGUCCGACAGGGCCGCUUGUGUCUCCUGCCCGACCCAGGGAGGCUCCAGUGUGGAGGUCGCGUAACCCGGGCAACUGGGAGCUGCUCGGGCCGUGGACAUCUGAGUGAUUCCCACGAUGCCAAUGAUCGGACUUCAGUGGUCUCCUAAAUGACUGAGUAAUUUGAGAAAUACUUCUGACCACAACAUUCACACAAUCAGGAGCCAGGAGAGCACUGAGGUGACGGCCUCCCCCCCACCCCCCGAGACCGAGUGGGUGUCACGCCCUUUCCUGUAGGCCUGCUGAUUCCCAGGAGUCCCACAGCCAGGUUUAAGGCCCUAAUGGAUCUGUAGGCGCCCGCCCCUCAGGCCACCUUUUCAGUGACAGGGUCCUGCCUUACGAGUUGGCACACAGGUGCGCAGUGUAUUCUGCGAACUGGACUUUCCCGCCUGCACAAACUCAGUAUCAGUUGCGAGGGUGCAGACUGGGGUCUGUCAUGGGUGGCACUAAGCGAGGGUCAGCCCUGAGCUCCGACUGGGAAUCAGACGAAAGCAGGUCGGGGAGGCGAGCAGAGACUGCAGCUCCUGGCCUCCGGGUGCCCCGUGCCCUGUUCACGCUGCUUGCUUCACCAGCCUCAGGGUGAUGGCCCAGUUCUCGUGGGGUAUUCGCAGAGGUCGGCCAGUGGAUUCAGAGUGAGUUAAAAAAAAAAAAAAAAAAA